CCGCCUACUUCUUCCCAGUAUACAUAUACCAACAUAACAAUUGGAACGGCCGAGACCACAUACGCAGGCACAAUCGAUAUCCCAAUACACACCAUCCAUACCGAACACGACGCGCGCGCGAAUCGAGAACGAACAGUCCAGCACCGUAUGCACGCGAGCACAUCUCCUCUUGGCUCGCCGACUAUACGCACCCCGACGUGAUCGCAUGCGAGAGGAGAUCGCAUGAGGAACAGCAGUCCACGGGUCAACGGCACAUAUGUGCUCUCCCUUUCCGACAAUGCCAACGAUACAGAAGAUGCUGCCACGGCACCAAGCAUUAGUGCUCAAGUGCUAUCCUCGACUACCAAAGAACUCCUCGGCCGACAAUGCCCAACCGAAUAGCUCAGAGCUCGCCUACCUCCUCUACUAUAGUUCAACGCGACAGGAGAAGCUUCACAAAGUCGGCGCGUUUCUCGAACGCAAGACUCAAAACGACGUUGCGAAAUGGCAGAGUGCCCGCGUCCACGUUACGUUACAAAUUCUCACGGCCAUGCUGGAGCACGCUGAGAUACACCGGCCGCACGGCUUCGCGAUCAUUGCACCUUCAAUCCUCCGUAUCAUUCGGCAGAUCAUCAACAGCACCAACGACAUCAGCCUGAUCGAAGCGACCAUCGCAACCUGGGACGCCUUCUGUCGGUGGCAGGACUGCCUCGCAUUGGCAGCAGACUCGGAAUAUCGAACAUUAUUCGAAGAGGUGGUGCGACAAUACGGCGACCUGGCCCAAAAUAAGCCGAAGAAACUGGCCAAAUCCACACAAUCAAUCCCCGAACACGAUGCCCUGCGCAUGCGUAACGCAGGAGUCACCGCGUUCAAAAGCCUUUUCGUUCCAGGAAACGUGGAACGCGGCUGGAACAUCCAAUUCAAUCAGUCUUUUACUUCGGUCAUCAGCAACUUCCAGAAUACCCAGCGCAAAGCCUAUAUCGCACAUCUGGACGAAUUGAACAAGCAAGCCGAGGAGGAGAAAGAAUCAUCCAGGGCGAUGAACGGGAGGCAAAGCAUAGCGACAGUCCGGACGUACUCACAAGGACCGAACUCCGAAGGCGAUGUCGACCCACGGGCUGCUGAAGGAACCGCCCAGGAUGCCGAUAAACUUGAGGAGGAGGAAGUUGGAUUAUUAGCAUUGAACUGCGUAAAGGCCGUCUUCCAAUCCGACAACUUUGUUCAAGUCCGUGGAGGCGCGACUGCAUUCACAAGAACGGUAGCAGAAGAAGUGCGCCGCGAUCCCUCAUUUGCCGUGGAAGCAGAGCUUCUUUUCCGGCUCAUCACGACUUGGACGCCCGUCCACCACAGGUUCAAUGUUCUGGUGACUGCUGUGGACCAUCUAUGCAGACUGCCAAUCGAGACCAGCGAUGCCAGCAUGGAGAAAGGCAGCAAUUUGGACGUACAUGAUGCUUUCAUAACCAUGAUACAUGGUGUUCUAAGCGAAAACCUCAACUUUAUCGGCCUUUCGGUUAUGGACGUCCUCCUCCGCCUUCUAGAUCACAUCAUACGUCUUGCGACGACGGGAAGCCGUGCCAACAUCACGAGCGUCAGGACAUCGGAGAGCAUGAUCGAACAGCUGAAAGACUGCAUCGCAUUACUCGCCGUGCAUGUAUACUACGCUGACCAAGUCAGAGACAUGAUCGCAGCAAUUCUCCUUCGAGUCAAGGCGUACGCAGCGAUCAACCGCACUUUCUCCCUCCGACAAUCUGCGAGACAGCCACCAACACCGCCCAACGCAACCACCACCAACUCGAUGAAGAACGGCCUUUCGGCCGGCCGUUCCUCGCCCACUCGCUCCGCCCGCGGAAGCACUAUUUCCUCGCAAUCCUCUUCCGACGAAGCCAGAACCGUCGCCUUUGAAAUGAUCACCAUGAUCCUCGAAUACGCCAACACCCGUGUCAAUCCUUCAGGAGCAGCAUCCUCAACGAACAAGAUCAACAAAACCCGCCAUCUCGUCCCCGUCGGCACCUGGGAAGGAACCCAAUGGCUCCUCCGCGAACCCUCCGAAGACGUCCGCCAAUCCUACAAAGUCGCCCUCCAAACCUGGGCGAAAUACGAACUCGACUCCUCCUCCGACCCAGAAGUAUCGCUCGAUUUCGACGCGGAAGACUGCAUCGGGAAACUCGUCGAGAAAGCCCGCCCUGCCGCGGCUUCCAUCCGCGGGUCCAUCGGACACCACAGCCACGUCAGUCAUCCGCAAUUGCUCAUGUUGCCGUAUACUACCGUCGGCGGGGAUCGGAGACUGAGCAACGGCACGGGCACGGGGAAUAAUUCGAUUGGGACGGGAACGGAUGUGGAGGGGGAGAGGACGAAGCCGCGGGUGACUGCAAAGGAUUUGAACGAUAUUAUGGAGGGGAAGAAGAGGGUUCCAUUGAGGGUGAGGAUGGUUGAGGGGGGCGAGAAUGGGAUCGGUGCGGUGGAGGGCGAAGGGGUGGAUAUGGAGCAGGUGUUGGCGACGUUGAAGGUGGCGAGUGAGAGGCCGAAGAGAGAGCCGUUGAUGAGUGCGCCGCCUUAUUGA
Messenger RNA from Zymoseptoria tritici IPO323, 2539 nucleotides. RefSeq lists its product as uncharacterized. Gene Ontology annotation, biological process: protein localization to plasma membrane. Bases 257 to 2539 code for a protein of 760 amino acids. The record is from RefSeq and is a predicted model, not a curated record. The transcript has 3 exons. Lineage: Eukaryota; Fungi; Ascomycota; Dothideomycetes; Mycosphaerellales; Mycosphaerellaceae. Gene Ontology annotation, cellular component: plasma membrane.